UUGGGAGGGACGCGGAGCGGAGACGCUGCACGAGUGGACAUGGGCACGGCGCUGGCUACGCGGCUCGGCCUGGGGCUCCUGCUCCUGGCGCUUCUCUUACCCACUCAGACAGGUGGUGAGAAUUCAACAUCUGCAACUCCCUUGCACAGUAAUUCAAGUUCAACUUCAUCUGUGCCAUUAAGCACACUGAACAGUACCACCACCACCAAGGGACAUGGAAAUGCCCUUCAGUCAACUACUGGCCUCUUCAUUUUCUCACUCUCUCUUCUAUAUAUUUGCUAAGAGACUCUGGCUGGAAAACUCUUGCUAUUCCCUACCCAAUCCCCUUACUCAUCUGAAAUGGUUAGAUCUUCAAAACUCGGCAUGAAAAAAAAGCGCCACAGAAUGCCUACACCAAGCCAAUACAGCUGAUACUGUAAUCCAGUUAUUGCUUCCAAUCUGACCUGCACAGUUUCUGAUCCACAGCCAUUUCCCCUGAAAACAAUUUGACCACCAACAGCCAGAAGGUAAUGGGUCAACUUCAGUCUUCAACAGCUGGAACUGGAAAUACGAAAUGAGAAGUACAGUGUGACUAGCCAUGGAUAAUACCUCCUCUGUGAAAAAUGUUAGCUGAUACAUAGUUCAGGAUGCUAUGCAAAGCAAGGACAUUAAUUUGAAAACGAAACAGAGCCUCUAAGCUGACAAAACCACUAGAACAUACAACAGCUGAAAUUAUUGAUCCCUGCUUGAUACUAUAUAGAUGGAUGUUCCCAGCAGCAGCCAAGUUCCAUCCUGCAGCUCACCACGGUGGAAUUGCCAGGAAGCUUAAAUCCAACCGAUUUUUAUGCCUCUGUUUAAUGUGUGGCUGUUCUCAUUAAGCUUGUGUAGUUCAUUGGCAAAUCAUCUCAUUUACUGUGGUAUAUCAGAUUUCCAUUUUAUUAUAAAGUUGUUAUAAAUGAAACAAUGUGCCAGCAAAACAAGGUAUUGAAAGACAUCUCAAUAGCUUUUACUAAGCAAGGGAUAAAACCAUCGCCAAAUCUUAGAACAGAUGUUUCUUUCUUUUUUUCCUCCUGGCAACUUCCUUCCAAAAUCUGAGUAACUUCAGAUGUUAAUUUUAAUUUGAUGUAAUUUGUAUAAUCUUCAUAAUUGUUCACCUUGAUUCUUUGAUACCAUUUUUGGCAGGGAACAGAAGAAAACAAGUUUGUCAGACUGGGGACUAAAUGUGAAAUCAAGAAUCUUUAAAUAUAUCUCUUAAAUUGAUUCUGACACAGACUUCCAUAAUUUGUUUCUAUACUAAAUGAUCUGGACAAUUUCUUUGAGCUCGAGCUGGCAUUAUGAUGAAGGUUCAGUUUCUAAAUACAUAAAUCUUCAGAAAAUUAAAACUUUGUUGACACAAUGAUGGGUAUGUCUCUUGUCCAUACAAAGGUCCUGUUGGAUUACUAUGUGUUAACUGCUUUAAACAAAACCUGUCUUCUGAUUUGUCAGCCACUUAAAACUUAAUCUAUGCCUUGUGAAAUUCCUGUAUGGCAAAAAUUGAUAGAAUAUUAUGGGGAGUAUGUGUGCACUUCUUAACUCUUGUAUCCAGUGCACUGUUUGAUUUUUUUUUUUGGUGACAGUAUAACUAUGCUUUGAGUUCAGUUGGACAAACUGUAAAUAAUAAUAAUAAAAACCUGAUAAGAAUUG
Molecule: messenger RNA, 1662 nt
Organism: Eublepharis macularius
Lineage: Eukaryota; Metazoa; Chordata; Lepidosauria; Squamata; Eublepharidae
Gene: CD24
Product: CD24 molecule
Exons: 2
Coding region: 40-282 (80 amino acids)
Biological process (GO): cell adhesion
Source: RefSeq, a predicted model, not a curated record